AUCUGUGAAAAUAAUCAAAUUAUAUUUUACCAAAAUCGGUCAUAUAAUAUUUAGGAUAUGAACCCAUUUCAAUCAAAAUACAGAGUGCUGGAAAAAAUAGGUGAGGGGUCAUUUUCUGAUGUAUUGAAAUGUGAAAAUAGAACAACCAAAAUUUGUUAUGCAGCGAAAAGACUUAAGAAAUGUUACAAAUCAGAGGCCAACUGCCAAUCGUGCGCCGAAAUCGUGGCAGCCCAAAAGGUACCGUUCCAUCCAAAUAUACUGAACAUGUUGGAAUACCAUUUUGAUUCGUUUUCGGGAAAGGUAACGUUAAUCUUUGAGCUAAUGGAUAUGAGCAUGCACGAUUAUUUGAAGACCAAGAGGAGAGGUUUAGCGGAGAACAGAGUGAAGUGUUAUUUGUAUCAAAUACUUAGAGGACUGGAACAUCUGCACAGCCAUGGUUUGUUUCACAGAGACGUGAAACCGGAAAAUAUACUUAUUAAAUUUCCAUCCAUUCUAUACGCCCCGCUCUCCCAAACCAAUUCCGAAGAGAUCAUUAAACUGGCCGAUUUAGGAUCAGUCAGAGGUAUAUUUAGCUCGCCACCUUACACUGAAUACAUUUCUACCAGAUGGUAUCGAUCUCCAGAAUGUCUGUUAACUGUGGGCAACUACGGUCCCAAAAUGGAUAUAUGGGCUGCCGGCUGCGUAUUCUACGAAAUGCUUACACUGCGUCCCCUUUUUCCAGGAAGCAACGAAAUUGAUCAACUGUGUAAAAUCCACCAUGUUCUCGGAUCACCGAAUCUACAGUAUCUCACACGUUUGAAAUCCAGAUCCAGACAUUGCAUUUGUUUCCCGAAGAUCAAAGGAACUGGUACGUGUGGACUGUUGCCUUACGUAAGUAGACAUGGAAGAAACGUCCUAGAUCUAAUGAUAGAAUACGAUUGGGAAAAACGAACUAAUGUCAAGAGACUGCUGAAGCAUUGCUAUUUCGAUGACGUCAGAGAUGCUCUAGAUGUCGGUUUAAAAUCGACGUUUCCGAACUUUUGGCAUCAAGAUUCCCUCAACGUUAUCAAUAAAAGUAUGGGCGAUGAUAGCAACGUUAGUUCCAGCGGGCCGAAAAAGAAGAUUUUGAAACGCGAACAUUACAGCGACGAGGCCAGAAAGAGUUCGAAUCAAACCGUAAGACCGAAGCUGUUCAAAAACAUCGGCAACGAGGAUUCGAGAAGAGAAAGCAAGGAAGGCGAUAGUAACAGAAGUGAGAACGCCAACAAAUCUAGCGCCGAUAGUAAAAAAGGAAGAUUCACGACGAAUCACGAAGUGCCAUUUUAUCCUCGUUCGGGAAGCCAAAAUCGGAAACUACCAUUAGCGGACUUCAAAUCUCACCGGUCUACGGAGAAAAUACAAGUUUCCAGAGAUCCAAUAAAAAGGAUUUUAAGAGGCAAGGCUGUAAAAGAUCCAUCUGGAAGAUUCUUAAAAGCUACCAGUAACGUUGAAGGUCGCGAGAGAAAGAGCAUCACCAGCGAAUCGUUCAGACAACUUCAUUCCAAGUCUUUCGUUAUACCUAGAAAUAACGUCCCGCCUAAAUCUACGAAAAACAUGUCCGAAACAUCGCCCAAAAAUAAUUAUCGAGAAUCAAUGCAUACUUAAAAUUGGAUAAGGAAUAAAAAAAAUGUAAAUUAUGUCAAAAUAUAAAAACGUCAUUGUCAUAAUAUUUGUAAAGCACACUGUAUACAAUUUGUGCAAUAAAAUUUUGUCUCGCC
Psylliodes chrysocephalus is the source of this 1736-nucleotide messenger RNA. NCBI's taxonomy places the organism in Eukaryota, Metazoa, Arthropoda, Insecta, Coleoptera, Chrysomelidae. The record is from the annotation of a GenBank genome assembly.